UGUUGAAAAUAAUUUACUGGUUGUCACAAAUAGAAUACACUUAAUUAAAUCACAUAAAAACACUUAGUCUUGAAUAGUUCGCAUUUAUGUGUUUAAUUUAUUGAGUGAUGUAAUAUCAAAUGUAAUAUCAAACUUUCACAACUGUAUGCAAGACUGCUGCAGCACAGAUUUUCCAUUUCGUUUAGUUUUUAAAUGAUUUUGCUCUUUCUAAGCGCAUUUCUUAGUAGGUACAUAUAAAUUAUGUGCAUUUUUAAACAAAGCAGAUAAAAGUGCUUUUCAUCGCGUUUGAAUCUUUAUAUAAACAAACCUAAUCGUAGUGUUUACGCUUUGAUAGCACUCUGUUUUGAUUUUCAUCAUUCAAUAUUUAAUACCUACUGUAAGUCAACUAAUAUUUUAAAGUUGUUUGAAAAUAUGGCGUUAAAAGGAAUAAAAGUUCUCGAGUUCAUGGGAUUAGCUCCAGGUCCUAUGUGUGGCACAAUUCUAGCAGAUUUUGGAGCGAGUGUUACUGUAAUUGAAAAGAUACAAAGAACGGUUUUUGAUGUAAUGUCCAAUGGAAAGAGGAUUUUAGCAGUUAAUUUAAAAACCAAGGAAGGUGUGGACAUUGUCAAGCAGCUUUCAAACUCAUCUGAUGUACUUUUAGACACUUUUCGUCCUGGUGUGAUGGAAAAGUUGGGUUUAGGCCCUGAAAAACUUCUAGAACAAAACCCACGGCUUAUUUAUGCUAGAUUAACUGGUUAUGGUCAAAAUAAUUAUAAUAAAAUGAAAGCUGGGCACGACAUAAAUUACGUCGCAGUGUCUGGUAUUUUAUCAUUAUUAAGGAGAAAUAAUCAACCUCCAUUUCCUCCAAUCAAUCUUUUGGGCGACUUUGCUGGUGGAAGUUUAUUGUGUGCAUUUGGCAUAUUGUUAGCCUUGUUAGAGAGAAGUGUUUCUGGAAAAGGUCAGGUUGUAGAUACAAGUAUGACUCAAGGUCUAGCUUAUAUUUCAACUUGGUUGUUUAAAUCAAGAACUUUACCUAUCUGGUCAGGAGAACCUGGAUCCAAUGUUUUAGAUGGAGGAUUUCAUUUUUAUCAAACUUAUCAAACAAAAGAUGGAAAAUAUAUGGCUGUGGGUGCCCUAGAACCCCAAUUUUAUUCCAAUCUCAUGAAGGGAUUGAAUUUAUCCGAGGAAGAGUAUUCACAAUUUACAGAUAAAGAUAUUUGUAAAAAAAAAUUUCAAGAUGUAUUUCUCACCAAAACACAAGAAGAAUGGUGUGCAAUAUUUGAUAAAUUGGAUGCAUGUGUUACUCCAGUACUAGAUUUUGAUGAGAUUGAUAAAACAAAGUACCACACUUUUGAUAAUACAUUUUAUAGGAAUGAUGAAGGCAAUGUUGUUCCACAACCUGCACCAAGACUCUCAAGAACUCAAGGUAUCUCCAGUAGUUGUAAAAAAAUGCCUAAGCAUGGAGAGCAUACCAUUACCAUAUUAAGAGAAAUAGGAUAUAGUGAGAAUCAAAUUAAAGACUUGAUCUUGAGUGGACAUGUUUAUGCAGACAAAAAAUCAUUAUUGUAGGCAUCAUGAAAGGUUAAAUAGAUAUU
Bombyx mandarina (wild silkworm) is the source of this 1574-nucleotide messenger RNA. It is a transcript of the gene Amacr, whose product is annotated as Alpha-methylacyl-CoA racemase. Gene Ontology annotation, biological process: bile acid metabolic process. The record is from RefSeq and is a predicted model, not a curated record. Gene Ontology annotation, molecular function: alpha-methylacyl-CoA racemase activity. Gene Ontology annotation, cellular component: mitochondrion. Lineage: Eukaryota; Metazoa; Arthropoda; Insecta; Lepidoptera; Bombycidae.